AUGGAUUCCUCGCUCUCUAACCUACUUCUCUUCAAUAACACCAUUCAACCAGAGUUGAUGCGAAGCGUGCAUGUGUACCGUGCUGAAUGUGAUGGAGAAGAAACGGAAGUUGAAAGAGAGUUUGUGUUUUCUGAGACUGCUUCCUAUGUUGAAAUGCAAGCUACUCCGAUUUUCACAUUGUUGAAAUCUUUUGUGUGUCGAGAAAUUUCUCAAGGGGAUAAGAAUGGAGUUUGGCUUUGUGUUUUUGCUUUUCAUGCUUCUAAUUCGCCUCAAUUUUCUCACAUUCCAACUCUCUUGUUGGUUACAAGAAAUCCAAAGCUUCUUGCUAUUCCAAACUUGCUUAAUGAUCUCCAAAUGAUAUACAAGUUGAACCCGAAGGAGGAACACAGUGAAAUACCAGACAACUCUACAAUGGACAAACCGAAAGGAAAUAACAAUGAAUGCCAGCCAGCAAAAAAAGUCUCGCUGGUGUUUGAACAAGAUCUCAAUUAUCUUCCUUAUGAAAAAGACGAGCCUGAGUUACUGGGUGAAGGGACAGAUUUUGAAAGUUCUUCAGGUUUUGUAGGAAAGAAAAAGAGGGCACCGAGUUACCAUGUAGCAAAAAUUACUUUAUCAGAUUUAGUCAAGUACUUUGAUAUGCCAAUUGCAGAAGCAUCAAAAAAACUAAAUGUUGGCCUGACUGUUCUCAAAAGAAAGUGCAGAGAAUUUGGCAUUCCUCGCUGGCCUCAUAGGAAGAUCAAAUCACUUGACAGCCUCAUUCAAAGUCUUCAGGAAGAGGCAAAACGUCAGGAAAUGGAGAACAAAGCUGCAGCAAUGGCAGCAAUAAGGAAGCAAAAGAUGUUGGAAAGUGAAAAGGAAAACAUAGAGAAGAAGCCUUUUAUGGAUAUAGGAAGUGAGACUAAGAGAUUCAGACAAGAUAUUUUCAAGAGAAGACACAGAGCUAGAGUGAUUGAAAAACAGAAUUCUACAGUAGCAAGCACUUAG
Lathyrus sativus (Indian pea) is the source of this 984-nucleotide messenger RNA. Lineage: Eukaryota; Viridiplantae; Streptophyta; Magnoliopsida; Fabales; Fabaceae. The record is from the annotation of a GenBank genome assembly.